This is a messenger RNA of Truncatella angustata, 393 nucleotides long. RefSeq lists its product as uncharacterized. The record is from RefSeq and is a predicted model, not a curated record. The transcript is spliced from 2 exons. Bases 1 to 393 code for a protein of 130 amino acids. Lineage: Eukaryota; Fungi; Ascomycota; Sordariomycetes; Amphisphaeriales; Sporocadaceae.
AUGUACCGACACAGGGAACGAUCGUCAAGAGUCCAUCGUAUUCCAAAUUACGGCCCUUAUCCAGCACCAACGGCCUCUGCUUGUGGAUCACAUGAAUUCCGGUACUUGAAGCGCAUACGUGACGACCGAUCAAGCGACGGGCACAAAACGUCGUACAUCUUCCAAAUCGACACCAACAUCACGCAUAUCAAGGUCCAACGUACUAUCAAGGUCCAACGUACUAUCAAGGUCCAACGUACUAUCAAGGAUCAACGGCACAAACCAAGGUUAUAUGGAAACACCUUGAUGAAGCCCGCGAGUAUAACAUACGGUGAGAUGGUUUAUCGCAAUUUAGUGUCUUUGAAUGCUGCGACUAUGGUUGCGAUAUGGUUCCUAUACAAGACAAGAAAGUAG